UGGUUGGUAGGAGUAACGCGGUGACUGGGCAAGGUAAUGGCUGCAAAGGGAGGUGGUGCAUAGAAAUACGUUCAGAAUAUCUCUCCUUUGUCCACUUCUACUUACUAUAUAUUCCACCAUGAAGGACCGGUUAGAUUUUCUCAGCCUAGACGACAACUUUAAAGAUGAAGAAUCGUAUGGGAUGGACGAUUCUCAUCAAAUCAACAUGGAAGGAGGCUUUAUGGAUGAUUUCUUCACACAGGCCGCAUCUAUUCGCCAAAACAUCGAAAAGAUCAUAGAAGAUGUUGAAAGCGUUAAAAAAGCACACAGUUCGAUUCUGUCUGCAGCAGUACAAGACAAAGAAAAUAAAGAUAAGAUGGAAGCCCAUAUGGCAGAUAUUCAGAGGACUGCCAACAGGGUUAGGAGUAAUUUGAAAGAAAUGGAACUGCAAAURAAGGAAGAUGAAAAAAAGAUAGCAGCUGGUCAUAGUAAUGUUGCUGAUAUUAGAAUCAAAAGAUGUCAGCAUGCAACUCUKUCAAGGAAAUUCAUUGAAGUUAUGAGUGAAUAUAACACGACCCAAACCGGUUACAGAGAAAAAUGCAAAGCAAGGAUACAAAGGCAACUAGAAAUAACUGGAAAAGUAAAAACUAGUGAAGAAGUAGAAGAGAUGUUAGAGAGUGAUGAUCCUGUUAUUUUUACUUCAAAUAUUGUAAUUGAAACCCAGCAAGCUAAACAAGCACUUGGUGACAUAGAGGCUAGACACAGGGAUAUUAUCACACUAGAAAAGAGCAUAAUGGAACUUCACGAGAUGUUUCAAGACAUGUACAUGCUAGUGGAAAGUCAGGGUGAAAUGAUAGACAGAAUAGAAUACAAUGUGAAUCAAGCGCAGGACUAUGUGCAGUCAGCAAAAACAGAAACAAAAAAAGCUUUGAAAUAUCAAGGCAAAGCCAGAAGG
Actinia tenebrosa (Australian red waratah sea anemone) is the source of this 934-nucleotide messenger RNA. RefSeq names its product syntaxin-1A. NCBI's taxonomy places the organism in Eukaryota, Metazoa, Cnidaria, Anthozoa, Actiniaria, Actiniidae. The record is from RefSeq and is a predicted model, not a curated record. Gene Ontology annotation, biological process: intracellular protein transport; vesicle fusion; exocytosis. Gene Ontology annotation, molecular function: SNARE binding; SNAP receptor activity. Gene Ontology annotation, cellular component: SNARE complex; plasma membrane; endomembrane system.